Molecule: messenger RNA, 3049 nt
Organism: Musa acuminata subsp. malaccensis (wild Malaysian banana)
Lineage: Eukaryota; Viridiplantae; Streptophyta; Magnoliopsida; Zingiberales; Musaceae
Molecular function (GO): protein binding
Source: RefSeq, a predicted model, not a curated record
CUACGAGCUACAGCAACAGCAUCAUCAUAUCAUAUCCCCUCGGUCUUCGCUCCUUCCCUCUCCUUCCGUCGUGGCAUAUAAAUCCCGCUCCGAACCGCUUUGCCCCCUCGCCUCGCGAUCCGAAUGCCCGUUAUGACGACGACCAGCAGCGGUUCGCCGCAGGAGGAGGAAGAGGAGGAGUUCUAUGAGUCCUUGGACCGGAUCCUGUCGUCGUCGUGCUCCACCUCCGCCUCCGCCUCCGAUGAUGAGUCCUCUGUGGUCGGGCACCGCCGCCGGGGCCGCCUCCGCCUCCCCCCGCUGCGCUCCCUCGACGUCUGGUUCUCCGAACCGGCCUCCGUCGAGGAGCGCCGCCGCCGCCUCCUCCGCCACCUCGGCCUCGCCGGCGACCCCGCCCUCUCCCGCCCCGGACCCACCGGCGCCAUCGCUCCGAUCCGGGACCCUGGGAUGGGUAGAUCCGCCUCCUCCCCUGACCCCAUCCCUGCCUUCCCCUCCGGAAAUGCCCGGUCCCGAUCCGACUGCUCCGUGGUUCCUGGUCCACGGAGCAAACCCCUAACCCAGCAGCAGUUCUCGAGAAAGCCGCCUCUCGACGCGAGAUUUCGGAUUCUUGAGGUCUCCCAGAGCAAUCGCCGGGUCGAUGGAGAAAAUUUGUGCGACGACCCCCGUUACUUGAUCAAGAGUCUCGACGACGGGAGGGAAUUCCUGGUGAAGGAGUUCCGCGAGGACGGGAUGUGGAACACGCUCAGCGAGGUCGGGACAGGACGGCAGCUCACGGUGGAGGAGUUCGAGUUGUGGGUCGGGAAAUCCCCCAUCGUUCAAGAAUUGAUGAGGCGUCAGAAUUUGGAGGACUCCACCAACAGCAGCGGCCACCCCGGAGGCCCUGGUGGCGGUGGGUCCGGGGGAGGGUCGAGGUGGAAGAAGAGGGGAAGUUGGCUCAGAAGCAUCAAGAAUGUAGCUGGGACCAUGGUAGGCAGAGGGCACAACCGCGACCGCAGGAGCAGUGAUGAGAAAGAUUCUUCGUCAGAGAAGGGAGGGAGGAGGCCGAGCUCGGCCACCGAUGAUAGCCUGGACGGUUCCCAUUGCCUCCGUCAUGACCUCAAGAAAAUUAAAGUCCGGCAGUAUGGUAAGUCCCAAAAAGACCUCAGUGGGUUGUUCAUGAGCCAGGAACUUCAGGCGCAUAAUGGGUCCAUCUGGAGCAUCAAAUUCAGCUUGGAUGGGCGCUACUUGGCCAGUGCAGGGGAGGAUCGAGUCAUCCAUGUGUCGGAGGUCUUGGAGAUUGACAGCAUGGGAGAUUUGCUGAAUGAUAAGGCUUCAUGGGGGAAUGAUAGUUGCAAUCCAUCUAUUGUGUCGGUUAUCGAAGGUUUGCCGGAGCGAUUGUCUUUGGCUAAUCCAGAGAGGAACCACUGGGAAAAGGAGAGAAGAGCAAAGGUCGUGGGCAGUAGGAAAUCUCUGUGUUUGGACCCUCUGGUGGUACCAGAUUAUUUGUUUUCUCUGUCAGAGAAGCCUGUGCACUCUUUCCGAGGACACCUAGAUGAUGUCCUUGAUCUCUCUUGGUCCAAAUCGCAGUAUCUGCUUUCGUCUUCAAUGGACAAAACAGUUCGACUUUGGCACAUGUCAAGCAAUUCCUGUUUAAAAGUAUUCUCACAUAGUGACUAUGUAACUUGCAUUCAGUUUAAUCCCGUUGAUGACCGAUACUUCAUCAGUGGUUCUCUUGAUGAGAAAGUCCGAAUAUGGAGUAUUCCAGAACGUCAAGUUGUUGAUUGGAAUGAUUUGCAUGAGAUGGUCACUGCUGCUUGUUAUACCCCUGAUGGCCAGGGUGCUCUAGUUGGUUCACACAAGGGGACUUGCCACUUGUACGACACAUCUGACAAUAGGCUUCUUCAGAAAACUCAAGUUGACUUGCAAAGCAGAAAAGGGAAGUCUAAACACAAGAAAAUCACUGGUUUCCAGUUUGCCCCUGGCAAUUCCUCAAAGGUGCUAGUAACAUCUGCAGAUUCACGAAUUAGGGUUCUUGAUGGUGAUGAACUGGUCCACAAAUUUAAAGGGUUUCGCAACACAAGCAGCCAAAUAUCAGCUUGCUUGACUACUAAUGGAAAGCAUGUGAUUUGUGCUAGUGAGGACUCUCAUGUCUAUGUAUGGAGAUAUGACGAUUCCCGAAUAAGCAAAAGCAAAGAUGCUACCACCAUGACACAAUCUUACGAAUAUUUCCACACCAAGGGUGUGACUGUGGCUGCUCCUUGGCCAAACACCAGUACGAGGAAAAUGGUGAGAGCUUGCCCCAACAAACAGGAUGAGCUCGAUGGAGAAUGUCAAACAAAUGCACCAUCAAUGGCAGGGACUAACAGACCCCAGCUUUCACCUUCACUCGUUUGCCGUUGCAUUGAUUCCCACCAGCAUAGUACCCUUCGCAAUACAAACUUGAAUCGGUUUAGCGAUAGGGCUUCUGCAACUUGGCCUGAAGAGCUCAUGACAGCUAAUAAACAGAGUCCUCAAUGCAAUGGUGAUUUUUGCAGUGCAGGCACAACAGCCCAAAGUAUGUCAGCCUGGGGAUUGGCGAUUGUGACUGCAGGCUGGGGUGGUGAAAUUAGAACAUUUCAAAAUUUUGGCUUUCCAGUACAGACAUGAAGCCAGCUGCUCUGCAAUAAUGGAGUCUCUUUAGCUAUUGAAGCUCUUGCAUUCAAAUGUUUCUCAGCUACUACUUGCUAGGUUGAUCCUGUUGCAGUUUUGUUGCUUGCUAAAUGGCUAUGUGGGGCUGCAUCAUUGUUCGCUUCUGCAGUAGCUUGGUUGAUUUGCAAGAGAACCAAUCGGCUUCGAAGACUUAGAUAUCUCUACGGAACUUUUUAGACUAUCAAAUUAUGAAACCAGCAUUGUUGUACAAAUUUAAAGUUGGAAGUCAUCUGAGAUUUCUUACGCUGUCAUGCCUUUCUUUGCAGUCUUAGGUUUCCUCAUAUUCCACAUUAUUAUUUUUUUUACUAUGUUAUUGUAAGCUGCAAGAAAGUUACAAUGCAUUUCGGUUAUCAGUUCCAUAAUUCUGCCUAUUUUUCGGACAAAA